Molecule: messenger RNA, 591 nt
Organism: Solanum tuberosum (potato)
Lineage: Eukaryota; Viridiplantae; Streptophyta; Magnoliopsida; Solanales; Solanaceae
Exons: 1
Coding region: 1-591 (196 amino acids)
Cellular component (GO): chloroplast
Source: RefSeq, a predicted model, not a curated record
AUGAAAACAGAGUACUCUGUUUCUCAAUUUCAUCCUUUAGCUGCAAAAAGAGCCUCGAUAAGUUUAUCAUCAUUCGGAUCAGGAGGUCCGUUUAGUUUUGAUUCACUCUCUCGGAAAUGGAAUUCGAAGAAGAAGAAAGAGCCUUUUCCUGAUGAAAAGUCAUCGAAUAAGCACGAGGCAAUGGGGAACGAGUGGUUAGAAACAGGGCUGAAACUCAAAUGCCCACCUGCAGUUGUUGCAGUCAGGGCUGCACUAGCUAGGACUGUUUUUGUGAAGACUAUGCGGCCGCAACCAUUAGUUUCAAAGAUGUUAGUAAUUGGAGCAUUGGGAAUGGCAGUUAAUAUUCCAUUAGGGAUAUGGAGAGAACACACUGACAAGUUCUCAUUAUCAUGGUUUACUGCAGUUCAUGCUGCUGUUCCUUUCAUAGCUAUGUUGAGGAAAUCAGUUGUGAUGCCUAAAUUAGCUAUGGCAUUAACCAUUGCUGCUUCUGUAUUGGGACAGAUCAUUGGCUCAAGAGCAGAGCGACUUCGACUACAACAUAUUCAGUCUAGUCCAACAAUCGAAAGAAUAACUAACAUCAAGUAUCAAUAA